This is a messenger RNA of Hevea brasiliensis (rubber tree), 2731 nucleotides long. RefSeq names its product oligopeptide transporter 4. Gene Ontology annotation, biological process: transmembrane transport. The record is from RefSeq and is a predicted model, not a curated record. Bases 261 to 2498 code for a protein of 745 amino acids. Gene Ontology annotation, molecular function: oligopeptide transmembrane transporter activity. Lineage: Eukaryota; Viridiplantae; Streptophyta; Magnoliopsida; Malpighiales; Euphorbiaceae. The transcript is spliced from 6 exons.
CAGAAGGCUAACAAAGCCAAUAUAUGGAGAGGUAGAUCACCACCUUUGGCUUCUAGCCACGUUUGAUUCUUAUAUUAGCUUAUUUUACAGGAAGCCAACUAUGGAGGAAUUAGGAUGCGUCCACUAUAAGUACUUUCCUAGAUUCCAAAUGGACUAAACCCAAACAGAAAGUUGAUCAAAGUGAAUCUUCUUACUUCCCACGCUCCGCAAUCCCAACUUCACAGCCUAACUUCUCUCUUUCUCUCUCUCUCUCUCACAGAAUGGGAACUGUGGAGAUUGAAGCUCCACCAAGCAAGAAACUCGCAGACGAGGAUGAGAUCUCUCCAAUAGAGCAAGUCCGUUUAACUGUACCGGACACUGACGACCCUUCUCUCCCAGUAUGGACUUUCAGGAUGUGGUUCUUGGGGCUUUUCUCCUGCUGUCUCCUCUCAUUCUUGAACCAGUUCUUCGCCUAUCGCACAGAGCCUCUCAUCAUCACCCAGAUCACCGUCCAGGUGGCAACUCUACCCAUCGGACGUUUCAUGGCUGCUGUUCUUCCUAAAAGGAAGUUCAAUAUUCCAGGGUUCGGGGCUAGGGAGUUCUGCCUUAACCCAGGUCCAUUUAACGUGAAAGAGCAUGUUUUGAUAACUAUAUUUGCUAAUGCUGGGAGUGCAUUUGGGGCUGGUUCCGCUUAUGCUGUUGGGAUUGUUAAUAUUAUCAAGGCGUUUUAUGGCAGAAAUAUCUCCUUUUUCUCUUCUUGGAUUCUUAUCAUCAGCACACAGGUUUUAGGAUAUGGUUGGGCUGGACUCUUGAGAAAAUACGUGGUGGAGCCGGCUCACAUGUGGUGGCCAGGAACCCUCGUUCAGAUCUCACUUUUCACGACAUUGCAUGAAAAAGAAGACACAGAAAACCAGCACCGUGUAUCGCGAGUGAAAUUCUUUGUGAUUGCACUAACAUGUAGCUUUAUCUGGUACUUGUUUCCGGGGUACUUGUUCCAAACAUUACAAAGCAUGGCAUGGGUAUGCUGGGCUUUCCCCAAGUCGGUCACUGCCCAGCAACUAGGGUCCGGUAUGAGAGGAUUAGGGCUCGGUGCCCUGACACUGGACUGGUCAACAAUAGCUUCCUUCUUGUUUAGCCCUCUCUUGAGUCCCUUUUUUGCCAUUGUAAAUGUGUUCAUAGGAUAUGUCUUCAUCAUGUAUGUGGUGACCCCAGUAGCUUACUGGGGUCUAAAUCUAUAUGAUGCCAAAACAUAUCCAAUAUUUUCUUCUCACUUGUUCGAUGCACAGGGUGCAAGGUACAACUUUACAGCCAUCAUUAAUGACAAGUUCGAGUUAGAUUUGGCACAAUAUGAGCAGCAUGGGAGAGUCCAUUUGAGCACCUUCUUUGCUGUCACCUAUGGAUUUGGAUUUGCCACGAUUGCAGCCACAUUGACUCAUGUGGCCUUGUUCUAUGGAAGGGAAAUAUAUGAACGAUACAAGGCCUCUUAUAAAGGAAAGGAAGAUAUUCACACUAGACUAAUGAAGAACUACAAGGACAUACCUGCUUGGUGGUUUUAUGUGCUUCUUUUUGUGACAAUUGUACUCUCCCUUGCACUUUGCAUUUUCCUGAAAAAGGAUGUUCAAAUGCCAUGGUGGGGACUACUAUUUGCAGCUGCCCUUGCCUUCAUCUUCACCCUUCCUAUUAGCAUCAUCACUGCCACCACUAAUCAGACGCCUGGGCUUAAUAUCAUCACUGAGUAUAUCAUGGGAAUUAUAUACCCUGGAAGGCCUAUAGCCAAUGUAUGCUUCAAAACUUUUGGAUACAUGAGCAUGGCUCAGGCAGUUUCCUUUCUUAGUGAUUUCAAGCUAGGCCAUUACAUGAAGAUCCCUCCAAGAUCUAUGUUUCUUGUUCAGUUUAUUGGAACCAUCAUAGCUGGAACAAUAAACCUCUGUGUUGCAUGGUGGCUUCUAAAUAGUAUUGAAAACAUAUGUCAAGAUAACCUCCUUCCCUCGAACAGUCCUUGGACUUGCCCCGGUGAUCGUGUCUUCUUCGAUGCAUCUGUCAUAUGGGGCUUGGUAGGACCUAAGAGGAUUUUUGGUUCUCAAGGAGAAUAUUCUGCACUUAACUGGUUCUUCCUGGGAGGAUUACUGGGACCAUGUAUAGUAUGGCUCUUACACAAGGCAUUCCCAAGCCAAUCUUGGAUACCUCUCAUUAAUCUGCCAGUGCUCCUGGGAGCAACUGCUGCUAUGCCCCCAGCAACUGCAAUUAACUUCAACUCAUGGAUUUUGGUGGGAACCAUCUUCAACUUUUUCGUCUUCAGGUACCGAAAGAGCUGGUGGCAGAGGUAUAACUACGUCUUAUCUGCAGCUUUGGAUGCAGGAGUUGCAUUCAUGGCAGUUCUUAUUUACUUAACAGUGGGCAUUGAAGAUAUUAACUUGCACUGGUGGGGCUCUGACCCUAAUAUUGACCCAGAGCACUGUCCUUUGGCAUCCUGUCCCACGGCAAAGGGUAUAUCUACUGAUGGGUGCCCAACAUUCUAGGACUCUCUAACGUUUCAUAGUAUGCUAGAAUUGUAUAUUUCUUGUCAUCAACGUAUUUCUUUGAAUGUCUUAAAAAUGGCAUGGGAAAUCGAACCUUAUCAAUGGCAAAAUUUCUACUUCUGCUGUAAAAAAAUAAAGAAGUUGCACGUAACACUGCAAAAAAAAUUUUAAUUUUACAAUAAUUUAAUUAUUGUAAUUGACUGAAAUCAGUAAUUAUUAGCGAUCAAUUUUAC